GCCUCACUGCUGUUGACUGCAGCUCCAUGGCUCCAUCUAGUGGACUGAUAGUAGAAGUAGAGCAGCUGAUGGCAGCUUCCUCUGCCUCACUGCUGUCUGACUGCAUUCAACUGACACUGAUAUGAAAGAGGAAAGAAGAGCCAAUCAGUGGAGGAGCAGCUGAGAUUUCUCCAGGAGAAAUGAUUGGAGUUGAUGAGCAGAUGAAUGAUUAGUGUUUCCUCUCCAGGUGAAGGUAGAAAGAGCAGCAUGAAUCAGUGUGAGGAACCUGGACCUGGACCUGAACCUGAACCUGGAUCUGGACCCAGCUGUGUGUCCUUCAAGAGUGACUGGUCAAAUGGUCGUCUCAUUGAUUUUAAAGGACCACAGCCCUCUGUUAGAAAGAGGAUCUAUGGGAGACCAUGCUCUUCUGAGCCUGGACCUGUACCUGGACUCAGUUUGUCCUUCAAGAAUGACUGGUCAAAUGAACGCUACACGGAUUUUAAAGGACGACAACCCUCUGCUUCAAAGAGGAGGAAGCUGGGAGAACCUGAACCCAGCUGUUUGUCCAUGAAGAGUGACUGGUCUAUAAAUCGUCCUAUAUACUUCAAAGAUCGACGUCUCAGUUUUCAUCCAAGAGUGGACCAGGAGAGCUCAGAGGUUCCCAGUGGUCAGUCUGCCCAGCAGCAUCAAACACACCUGGACUCCAUAUUUAUGCUGCUGGAGGAGAACAUCGUCACUUUUGUGAAGAAGGAGCUGAAGAAGAUGCAGAAGGUUCUGAGUCCAGAUUACCCAGAAUGCUUAGAGAGUCAGAGGGAGGAUGAGGAGGUGUUGGACGGUGAGGAUGAAGAGCAGAGGAGGAGGAGCAGAGAGGCAUUUCUGAAGAUCACACUGAACUUCCUGAGGAGAAUGAAGCAGGAGGAGCUGGCUGACUGUCUGCAGAGCAAAACUUAUGCUGCAGUUUGUCAGCGUAAACUUAAAUCUAACCUGAAGAAGAAGUUCCAGUGUUUGUUUGAGAGGAUCUCUAAAUCAGGAAACCCAACCCUUCUGAAUCAGAUCUACACAGAGCUCUACAUCACAGAGGGAGGGACUGGAGAGGUCAAUGAUGAACAUGAGGUCAGACAGAUUGAAACAACAUCCAGGAAACCAGACAGACCAGAAACAACCAUCAGACAAGAAGACAUCUUUAAAGCCUCACCUGGAAGAGAUGAACCAAUCAGAACAGUGAUGACAAAGGGAGUGGCUGGCAUUGGGAAAACAGUCUUAACACAGAAGUUCACUCUGGACUGGGCUGAAGACAAAGCCAACCAGGACAUACACUUCACAUUUCCAUUCACUUUCAGAGAGCUGAAUGUGCUGAAAGAGAAAAAGUUGAGCUUGGUGGAACUUGUUCAUCACUUCUUUACUGAAACCAAAGAAGCAGGAAUCUGCAGGUUUGAAGAGUUCCAGGUUGUGUUCAUCUUUGACGGUCUGGAUGAGUGUCGACUUCCUCUGGACUUCCACAACACUGAGAUCCUGACUGAUGUUACAGAGUCCACCUCAGUGGACGUGCUGCUGACAAACCUCAUCAGGGGGAAACUGCUUCCCUCUGCUCGCCUCUGGAUAACCACACGACCUGCAGCAGCCAAUCAGAUCCCUCCUGAGUGUGUUGACAUGGUGACAGAGGUCAGAGGGUUCACUGACCCACAGAAGGAGGAGUACUUCAGGAAGAGGUUCAGAGAGAAGAAGCAGGCCAGCAGGAUCAUCUCCCACAUCAAGACCUCACGAAGCCUCCACAUCAUGUGCCACAUCCCAGUCUUCUGCUGGAUCACUGCUACAGUUCUGGAGGAUGUGUUGAAAACCAGAGAGGGAGGAGAGCUGCCCAAGACCCUGACUCAGAUGUACAUCCACUUCCUGGUGGUUCAGUCCAAAGUGAAGAACAUCAAGUAUGAUGGAGGAUCUGGGACAGAUCCACACUGGAGUCCAGAGACCAGGAAGAUGAUUGAGUCUCUGGGAAAACUGGCUUUUGAUCAGCUGCAGAAAGGAAACCUGAUCUUCUAUGAAUCAGACCUGACAGAGUGUGGCAUCGAUAUCAGAGCAGCCUCAGUGUACUCAGGAGUGUUCACACAGAUCUUUAAAGAGGAGAGAGGACUGUACCAGGACAAGGUGUUCUGCUUCGUCCAUCUGAGUUUUCAGGAGUUUCUGGCUGCUCUUCAUGUCCAUCUGACCUUCAUCAACUCUGGAGUCAAUCUGCUGUCAGAAGAACAACCAACCUCCCAGAAGUCUGAAACAAGAAAAGAUGACUCUGCAGAGACACAGUUCUACCAGAGUGCUGUGGACAAGGCCUUACAGAGUCCAAAUGGACACCUGGACCUGUUCCUUCGCUUCCUCCUGGGUCUUUCACUGCAGACCAAUCAGACUCUCCUACGAGGUCUGCUGACUCAGACAGGAAGUGGUUCAGAGACCAACCAGGAAACAGUCCAGUACAUCAAGAAGAAGAUUGAAGAGAUUCCCUCUGCAGAGAGAAGCAUCAACCUGUUCCACUGUCUGAAUGAACUGAAUGAUUGCACUCUAGUGGAGGAGAUCCAACAGUCCCUGAGUUCAGGAAGUCUCUCCACAGAUAAACUGUCUCCUGCUCAAUGGUCAGCUCUGGUCUUCAUCUUACUGUCAUCAGAAAAAGAUCUGGACGUGUUUGACCUGAAGAAAUACUCUGCUUCAGAGGAGGCUCUUCUGAGGCUGCUGCCAGUGGUCAAAGCCUCUAACAAAGCUCUACUGAGUGGCUGUAACCUCUCAAAGAGAAGCUGGGAAGCUCUGUCCUCAGUUCUCAGCUCCCAGUCCUCUAGUCUGAGAGAUCUGGACCUGAGUCACAACGACCUGCAGGAAUCAGGACUGAAGACUCUGUCUGUUGGACUGAAGAGUCCACACUGUUCACUGGAGUCUCUCAGACUGAGUGUCUGUAACCUCUCAGAGAGAAGUUGUGAAGCUCUGUCCUCAGUCCUCAGCUCCCAGUCCUCUAGUCUGAGACAUCUGGACCUGAGUAACAACAACCUGCAGGAUUCAGGAGUGAAGACUCUGUCUGUUGAACUGGAGAGUCCACACUGUUUACUGAAAACUCUCAGAAUGAGUGGCUGUAAGCUCUCAGAGAGAAGCUGGGAAGCUCUGUCCUCAGUUCUCAGCUCCCAGUCCUCUAGUCUGAGAGAUCUGGACCUGAGUAACAACAACCUGCAGGAUUCAGGACUGAAGACUCUGUCUGUUGGACUGGAGAGUCCACACUGUUCACUGGAGACUCUCAGUCUGUCAGGCUGUCUGAUUAGAGAGAAAGGCUGUGCUUCUCUGGCCUCAGCUCUGAGAUCCAACCCCUCCCAUCUGAGAGAGCUGGACCUGAGCUACAAUCAUCCAGGAGACUCAGGAGUGAAGCUGCUGUCUGCUGGACUGGAGGAUCCAGACUGGAGACUGGACACUCUCAGGGUGGAGCCUGGUGGAGUCCGAUGGUUGAGACCAGGUCUGACGAAGUAUUCCUGUCAACUCACAAUCGACACAAACACAGUGAACACAAAGAUCAAACUGUCUGACGACAACAGGAAGGUGAUAUAUGUGGAGGAGGAUCAGUCAUAUCCUGAUCAUCCAGACAGAUUUGACCAGUUGUCUCAGCUGCUGUGUAGAACUGGUCUGACUGGUCGCUGUUACUGGGAGGUCGAGUGGAGAGGAGGAGUUGAUGUAUCAGUGAGUUACAGAGGAAUCAGCAGGAAAGGAGAGAGUGAUGAAUGUUGGUUUGGAAGAAACAAUCAGUCCUGGAGUCUGAGAUGCGCUUAUCCUCAGGGUUACUCUGUCUGUCACAAUAACAGAGAAACAACUAUCUCCUCAUCCUCUCUCUGUCACAGAGUAGCAGUGUAUGUGGACUGUCCUGCUGGCUCUCUGUCCUUCUACAGAGUCUCCUCUGACUCUCUGAUCCACCUCCACACCUUCAACACCACAUUCACUGAACCUCUGUAUCCUGGGUUUACUCUCUGGCGGCCUGGUUCCUCAGUGUCUUUGUGUUCAGUGUAGCAGAGUCUGAUAGUUCAGUCUGUUUAUGUCUGUCUCUGUCACUCACACACAUUUUCAGAUGUAUUAAUGUACUAAAUCUGUUAAUUUUUAAAAAAAAACUCCUUCCUCCUCUCAAUGCCAGAAUCAGCUGUAGUGGGUGAUAACAACAAAUCCUCUCUGCUGUUAUUAACAAUUUUCCCUUUAUAUCUCGACUACUAUCUUAUUGGCAUUUCACAACUUUCAAGCAAAGACAAAGUAGAUGACAGAUAAAAAAUUCAGAUUUCGUCCAGCAGGAGUUGCUGCUGGCUGUUUGAAGAAAACUUUGAAGCAACUUGCUGACUUUGUGUUGGGAAAUAAAAUGUAAUCUGACUAAUUUUGUGGAAAUAAGUCCACAUGUGCACUGUCUACGUCAACUGAAUGUAUAACCACAUAUUUAUCUGGGAGGUAGAAACUCAGUAAGAUAAAAGAACAUUUAAACCAAAGUGAUCAAAGUAAAUAAGUUUAAUAUAAAGUUGUAUUUUCUGUAAAUGUUCCCAAAGUUCUGAUCUGAAAUAAUAACUUAGAUCAGCUUUGUAUUUUUUUUAACAUUGAUCUCAGUAUUUUUAGACUUUUAUUGUGUCCGUUUAUCAAUCAAGCCACAGAGCACCACAGUAAUAUGUGCAGAGAGCUGUUUGUUCUUCAGGUGUUACAGUAAACUCUGUCACCUGUCAGGUUUUAGCUGUGAACAGAAAUAAACAGAUGUGACGACAGGUCUUCUCCAUGUGGGCUGGUCCGAGUUUGCAUUUUUUCAGUUCUUAAGAGACUAAUAUAAAUCCUGAAGGGGGCACACAAAGACCGUUAAUGUGUAGGAUUCAGAAUUUUGUGCUACACCCCUGAUCAUAGUUCACCACUGCACAAAUCUGCAGGAAACCUAUGAUCUGUAAUGAUGUGUCCAAAAGCUGCCCAAGUAGGGCCCAUCCAUUCAGCUAGCAUAUUGAUGAU
Lates calcarifer (barramundi perch) is the source of this 4962-nucleotide messenger RNA. Its product is annotated as NACHT, LRR and PYD domains-containing protein 3. The coding region runs from base 205 to 4002 and encodes 1265 amino acids. Lineage: Eukaryota; Metazoa; Chordata; Actinopteri; Centropomidae. The transcript is spliced from 12 exons. The record is from RefSeq and is a predicted model, not a curated record. Gene Ontology annotation, molecular function: protein binding.